Messenger RNA from Priapulus caudatus, 1079 nucleotides. RefSeq names its product carbohydrate sulfotransferase 14-like. Gene Ontology annotation, molecular function: sulfotransferase activity. The record is from RefSeq and is a predicted model, not a curated record. NCBI's taxonomy places the organism in Eukaryota, Metazoa, Priapulida, Priapulimorpha, Priapulimorphida, Priapulidae. Gene Ontology annotation, biological process: carbohydrate biosynthetic process. Gene Ontology annotation, cellular component: membrane. The transcript is spliced from 2 exons. Bases 1 to 1026 code for a protein of 341 amino acids.
AUGGCGAGUGUGUCAGAUAUCUCUGAACCGUUAACGAACGACGUGAACGAUGUCAUCAGCAAGGAGCAGCGACGCGACACUGGCGCCAUCUACGAGCAUCAACACGACACUGGCGCCAUCUACGAGCAUCAACACGUAACUGGCGCCAUCUACGAGCAGCUGCGCGACGCCAGCACCAUCUACCGGCAGCGGAGAGAGCGUGUGCGACGCGUCUGCGCUCAGCGCUACGCCAACGCGACGUUCGGCGGCAAAAACUACAACUAUCUCACGCACACGUACGCCGACGACGCGCACAGCUUCGCAUACUGCGCGAUCCCGAAGGUCGCCUCGACCAGCUGGAAGCGGAUACUGCUCGCCGUGCGUGCGGCGGCGGCAUCCCCGCGCGAUGACGUCAUCGUCACCGCCGCGAGGCUGGAUCGGAUGUCGGGUGUUAACGUGCAUCGUCGCGCCAUGGCGGCGGGGUUGCUGCAUCGACUGUCGGCGCUGGACGCUCGCACGCGCGCGCACAUCAUGCGACGCUAUCGCAAGCUGAUCUUCGUCCGGCAUCCGUUCACUCGUCUGCUGAGCGCAUACCGAGACAAACUCGACCACGACGGCGACGUCGGCGACUUCGAGAAGCACCGACGCGCCGUCGCCGCGAACGCUGGCCGCACGGUCGGCAACGACCGACGCGUCACCUUUCGGGAGUUUUUGCAAUAUCUCGUCGAUUCCGAGCCGAGGUUGUUCAACGAGCACUGGGCGUUGUUCGCCCACCUGUGCAGUCCGUGCAUUGCCGACUACGAUUUUAUCGGCAAGUACGAGAACAUGGAGAAGGAGAGCGGCGACUUCCUGGCGGCGGCAGGGAUCGACGACGACGUUAAGUUGUCCGGUAAAUACUCAUUCUCCUCGCCGCAGAAUGGCAGCACCGCCGCGCAGCUGAAGCGCUACUAUGGCGCCCUCCCGCGGGAACUCGUGGCGAAAGUCUACGAGACGUACCUACCAGACUUUCUCAUGUUCGGCUACAAAGUGCCCGAGUUCCUGCGAUGAUGAUGACAACGACUAUGACAAUGACGAUGACUAUGAUGAUGAUGAUGACUAUG